CACUGGGCAGAAAUCAGAGACAGUAAACGUCCGCAAGGACCAUCUGUCUCCUCUGUUUUAAUUAGACAGUCGGAUUCCCCGAGUCCGUACCAGUUCCAGUUCGACCGUUUUGAUGGUCGGAUACUAAGUCCGAAAACAAAGCACACACCUGAAAACGUCCACAAGGCAGUCUUGUCACUAGUCCAGCAUCAGCGUGAGCAUCAGCCAGCCACGGACGAAACCGCACAAGCAUCAGUUAACAGGCCAACCGACCCGGUCACUGGAGCCAAUCCUUUUCCCGAAGUUACGGAUCUAAUUUGCCGACUUCCCUUACCUACAUUAUUCUAUCGACUAGAGGCUGUUCACCUUGGAGACCUGAUGCGGAUAUCGGGCCGUCCAGAGAACACGAGACAUCACAGAAACCGCGAUGCUUUACGGAAACAACGUCCCUAUCUACGGCUGAACCGAUUCCAGGGAGUCCGUUCCUUAACUAGAGAAGAGAACUCUAGCUCGGUCUCUGAGCGACGUAACCAAGAUCGACUGACCCACAUUCAACUACUGUUCACGUGGAACCCUUCUCCACUUCAGUCUUCAAGGAUCGAACUUAAAUAUUUGCUACUACCACCGAGAUCUGCACUGACGGAAGCUCCAGCUGGGCCUACGCCCAAAGCCUUCGACGCAACCGCCACGACCCUCCUACUCGUUGCGGCCAGGCGCUAG
This is a messenger RNA of Haemonchus placei, 699 nucleotides long. NCBI's taxonomy places the organism in Eukaryota, Metazoa, Nematoda, Chromadorea, Rhabditida, Trichostrongylidae. The record is from the annotation of a GenBank genome assembly.